UUUCUCUCUCUCUCUCUCUCUCUCUCUCGUUCUUUUGUACAUACAGCGUCUCUCAAUCUCUUCUCAGCCUACCAGAAUGAAUCAGAUGCUGCUCUCCAGAAAAGCUGCAUGCAACAUCCAUGGGCAGGACUCCUCCUAUUUCCUGGGGUGGCAGGAGUACGAGAAGAACCCCUAUGAUCCAAUCACUAACCCGACAGGGAUCAUUCAGAUGGGUCUCGCAGAGAACCAGCUCUGCUUUGAUCUCAUCGAAUCGUGGCUUGAGAACCAUCCCGACCCAGCUGCAUUCAAGAAAGAUGGAGCACUACUAUUCCGGGAGCUCGCUUUGUUCCAGGACUACCAUGGCUUGCCAGCCUUCAAGCGUGCAUUGGCUAAAUACAUGGGAGAAGUAAGAGGAAACAAAGUAGCUUUCGAUCCCAACAGGCUCGUCCUCACGGCUGGUGCUACUUCUGCCAAUGAGACUCUCAUGUUUUGUCUUGCCGAACCUGGAGAAGCAUUCCUUCUGCCUACUCCAUACUACCCAGGAUUCGACAGAGACCUCAAAUGGCGAACCGGAGCGGAGAUCGUUCCCAUCCAUUGUUCGAGCUCUAACGACUUCAGGAUCACCAAACCGGCCCUGGAAGCUGCAUACCAAGAUGCGCAGAAGCGUAGCCUCAGAGUGAAAGGUGUGCUGGUGACCAACCCGUCCAACCCAUUGGGGACGACGCUGACCCGACACGAACUCGACAUUCUUGUCGACUUUGUCGUCUCCAAGGACAUCCAUCUCAUCAGUGACGAGAUCUACUCAGGGACCAACUUCGACUCGCCGGGGUUCAUCAGCAUUGCAGAGGCCACAAAGGACAGGAACAACGUCUCCCAUCGGAUUCACAUCGUGUGCAGCCUCUCUAAAGAUCUCGGCCUCCCAGGUUUUCGUGUCGGUGCAAUCUAUUCGGAGAAUGAAGCAGUCGUGUCUGCUGCUACUAAGAUGUCAAGCUUUGGGAUGGUCUCUUCUCAAACCCAGUACCUCCUCGCGGCGUUGCUAUCCGACAAAGAAUUCACCGAUAAGUACCUUCUCGAGAAUCAGAAGAGACUCAAAGAGCGGCACGACAUGCUUGUCGAAGGACUGCGCAGGAUCGGGAUCGGGUGCUUGAAAGGAAGUGCGGCCUUGUUCUGCUGGGUGGACAUGAGACACCUGCUGAAGUCCAACACCUUCAAAGGAGAGAUGGAGCUGUGGAAGAAGAUAGUGUAUCAGGUGGGACUAAACAUCUCGCCGGGUUCUUCGUGCCACUGCGACGAACCGGGGUGGUUCCGCGUCUGCUUCGCUAACAUGUCCGAGGACACCCUAACCCUCGCUAUGCAGCGGCUUAAAAGCUUCGUUGACUCCGGCGAUUGCGGCAGUAACCAUGACUCCGGCCAUCAGCGCCCCAGAAAGCCAUUCUUGACCAAGUGGGUCCUCCGCUUGUCGUCCACCGAUCGCAAGUCCGAGCGCUGAUAACACCGGAUUGCUGCAGCGAAUGCACGAUCGAUCAUUCUUUACAUUUUUACGCCAAACAGCAUGUUUCUUUUCUCCUCGUGUCUUUUUGCCUUGGAUCACGCGAUCUGUCUGGUUUUUUGAGUGCCCAAGGCUUCAUGAUCGAGAGAGAUUGUUCACUUCCUCAUUCCAUGAAGUUAUUCGAUUUCUCAGUAACAGUAUGUACGAUAACUUUGUUCUUGUUUCUUCUAAGAAAGCAUUCAGUAUGGAACA
Musa acuminata subsp. malaccensis (wild Malaysian banana) is the source of this 1720-nucleotide messenger RNA. It is a transcript of the gene MA-ACS2, whose product is annotated as 1-aminocyclopropane-1-carboxylate synthase 3. The record is from RefSeq and is a predicted model, not a curated record. NCBI's taxonomy places the organism in Eukaryota, Viridiplantae, Streptophyta, Magnoliopsida, Zingiberales, Musaceae. Gene Ontology annotation, molecular function: pyridoxal phosphate binding; transaminase activity. Gene Ontology annotation, biological process: amino acid metabolic process; biosynthetic process.